Paracoccidioides brasiliensis Pb18 is the source of this 768-nucleotide messenger RNA. RefSeq lists its product as uncharacterized. The record is from RefSeq and is a predicted model, not a curated record. Gene Ontology annotation, biological process: protein phosphorylation. The coding region runs from base 1 to 768 and encodes 255 amino acids. Gene Ontology annotation, molecular function: ATP binding; protein kinase activity. The transcript is spliced from 4 exons.
AUGGAGAAGAGACUUGAUAGCAUCCACCAUGGGAUCCCAGAUGCGUUGAGGAGAUUACUCAUCUGUACAAUUUUUGAUAUGCUGCAGCCAAGGCCUUCAACAGCAGUGUGGACAGAAGAAGUCACAGAUGCUCUUCAGAAUGUCAUGCUUCAGCACUCAGAUAUCUGCAUCUUUGUCCAACAUUAUGAGGUGGAUGUUGAUGUGAAUGCACAGAGCAUCAUCUGCAAAACAGAUUUCCAAACAUCAUUAACUCUCCACAGAAGAAUCUUGAUCCCUCAAUAUCCUCUCAGUGGUUCUUGCACGGCAGGAUACAGUCAACAAGUGCAAGCAGGAAUGGGAAGAUUGCAAAGCCAAGUUAGAACAACGAUAUCACCUGCUGGCCGGCCAAUCUACAAGUAUGAAUCACCCAUGGAGCUGCUCAUGGUGCUUCACAAUGCAAUAAAGACACAUGGAUCUCUUUACCUGGAUGAGAACAUCCUUCAUUGGGAUAUUUCCAAGAUCAAUAUAAUAAUAACCAGUUCUAAAAAGGCAGAUGGUCACAUGGGCAUGCUAAUUGAUCUGAAUCUUGCUAAGGAAGUUGGCAGUGAGUGCAGCAGCGCACAGCACCAGACCAGCACAACGGAGUACAUGGCGAUCAAAGUGCUCCUUAAUGUCAACCAGACCUAUUGUCAUAACCCUGAGUCAUUCUUCUACGUGCUUAUCUGGCAAUGUGGCCAUCGCAGUUGGGAAAAACUGGAUAAGCUACAGAGACAGAGACAGGACCAGUGA